Molecule: messenger RNA, 656 nt
Organism: Phoenix dactylifera (date palm)
Lineage: Eukaryota; Viridiplantae; Streptophyta; Magnoliopsida; Arecales; Arecaceae
Biological process (GO): translation
Cellular component (GO): ribosome
Molecular function (GO): structural constituent of ribosome
Source: RefSeq, a predicted model, not a curated record
ACCAAGUAGGACCGUAAACUCGAACCAAAACCCUUUAAACCCUAAUCCGACGUUGCCAUUCGAAAGCUUCUCGGAUCGAAGAGGAACGAGAGGGGGAGAGGGAAGUGGUUUAUCCUCCAAUCUUUUUUGAGGGCUUGGUCCGUGAUCAAUCGAAGGAGAGAGCGAGAUGAAGUCGGUAGUGGGGAUUGUGGUGUCGAAUAAGAUGCAGAAAUCAGUGGUGGUGGCGGUGGAUCGGCUGUUCCACCACAAGCUCUACAACCGCUACGUGAAGCGCACCAGCAAGUUCAUGGCCCACGAUGAGAACAACAACUGCAACAUCGGCGACCGAGUUAGGCUGGAUCCAUCGAGGCCACUGAGCAAACGAAAGCACUGGGUUGUUGCAGAGAUACUUCGAAGAGCUAAAAUCUAUGUUCCUCCGUCACCAACAGCUCCUGCUCCUGGUAGACCUGCAGAGGAUCCCAAAUCAGCUGAGACUAUUCCUUCAUCCUCCUAAUGCCUCACAAAUGGCAAGAGUAUUGCAGUUACUUUGUCAAUUGGCUAAAUGUUUGUCCCCAUCUAAUGGCUGGAAUCUUGUUCUUUUGUAUGUCACCACAGAUAAAUGUACCAUGAAGCAGAAACUUUUUUCUUUUGGUGUGUGUGUGUUAUAUUGUUCUUUA